Messenger RNA from Neltuma alba, 1078 nucleotides. Its product is annotated as NAC domain-containing protein 2-like. NCBI's taxonomy places the organism in Eukaryota, Viridiplantae, Streptophyta, Magnoliopsida, Fabales, Fabaceae. Gene Ontology annotation, molecular function: DNA binding. Gene Ontology annotation, biological process: regulation of DNA-templated transcription. The coding region runs from base 57 to 965 and encodes 302 amino acids. The transcript has 3 exons. The record is from RefSeq and is a predicted model, not a curated record.
AACAAGAGAAGAAGAACUGAGGCUUAGCUAGCUUACAGUGAAGAAGAAGAAGAAGAAUGAAUGGUGAAUUGGAGUUACCGCCUGGGUUCAGAUUCCACCCAACGGACGAGGAGCUGGUGAAUCACUAUCUCUGUAGGAAAUGUGCCGCUCAGUCCAUUGCUGUUCCCAUUAUCAAAGAGAUCGAUCUCUACAAGUUUGAUCCAUGGCAACUUCCUGAAAUGGCACUUUACGGCGAGAAGGAAUGGUACUUCUUUUCACCGAGGGACCGAAAAUACCCGAACGGUUCGAGGCCGAACCGGGCGGCUGGGAGUGGGUAUUGGAAAGCAACUGGAGCCGACAAGCCGAUUGGUAAGCCGAAGCCACUGGGAAUUAAAAAGGCACUCGUAUUCUACGCGGGUAAGGCCCCCAGUGGCAUCAAAACGAAUUGGAUCAUGCAUGAAUAUCGCCUCGCUAACGUCGACAGAUCCGCCGGCAAGAAAAAGAACCUAAGGCUUGAUGAUUGGGUGUUAUGCCGAAUUUACAACAAGAAAGGCACGAUUGAGAAAUACAAUGUGAUGGAUCAGAAAGCGGGCAAUUUAUCGGAAUUCCAUGACCAUGAGACCAAACCGGAAAUCAAACCGUACGACCACAGUAAGGUGCAGGCACCGGCGGCAACAACGGCGUUCAUAGGUGACCAAUUCUAUAUGGACACGUCAGACUCGGUGCCGAGGCUGCACACGGACUCGAGCUGCUCGGAGCACGUGGUUUCGCCGGACGUCACGUGCGAGAAGGAGGUACAGAGCGAGGCCAAGUGGAACGAGCUAGGGCUCGGAGAAGAUGAUGGGAUUGAUUUUGAAUUGAAUUACGUGAUUAAUAAUAUGAAUAACCUCUCGGGAGAAGAUCCCUUCGCCUCUUCCGUACAGUACCAAUUGAACCAGCUCUCGCCAUUGCAGGACAUGUUCAUGUUUCUGCAGAAGCCAUUCUGAGCAGCACGAGAAGGAUGGGUCCCACUUGAUUCAAUUCAUUCGAGGAAAGAGAAUUAGAUUCGAACGAUAGAAAUAUGCUGAUUGUGUAAAUAUUAUGUAAAAGCUCAUCAGAA